This is a messenger RNA of Lactuca saligna, 1016 nucleotides long. NCBI's taxonomy places the organism in Eukaryota, Viridiplantae, Streptophyta, Magnoliopsida, Asterales, Asteraceae. The record is from the annotation of a GenBank genome assembly.
CUCGUAAUCCUUUAACUUUAGGAAAGCAUUUUUCCACCUUCAGCAAUCAAAUGGAAUACUCCGGUGAAGGAAGUAGCAGCGCUACUUCACCCAUGGCCAUUUCCUCCGCCAUAGCUUCAAGUUUCUCACAGUCAUCCAAAACUAGUACCAACACUUCACCUCAGCUUAGCCCCACUAGUGUCCUGACUCAUCCGCCACCGUCCUCUCCUUCCUCGCCACCUCAUCCGGUGGUUCUCAGCCCUUGCGCAGCCUGCAAAAUUCUCAGGCGACGAUGCGUUGAUAAAUGUGUCUUGGCACCAUACUUCCCACCCACUGAGCCACUCAAGUUCACCAUCGCCCACCGAGUGUUCGGAGCUAGCAACAUCAUCAAGUUGUUGCAGGAACUUCCAGAAUCUCAAAGAGCAGAUGCAGUUAGUAGCAUGGUAUAUGAAGCGAAUGCAAGGCUGAGAGAUCCAGUUUAUGGGUGCGCAGGUGCAAUUUGCCAGCUCCAAAAACAAGUCAGUGAUCUCCAAGCGGAGUUGGCCAAGGCACAAGCGGAGGUGCUUAACAUGCAAUGCCAACAAUCCAAUCUGUUGUCCUUGAUUUGCAUGGAGAUGGAUCAGCCACCACCACCACCACCACACCAAACUGCGUAUAAUGAAAAUAACCUAAACUUCUUCCCCGAUGAUGUCAAUUUGGCCAACGUAUUUGAGCCACUUUGGAUAUGAAACUAGGGACUAGCUAACCCCUUCAAGAGGGCAUCAAGCAAGGUUGGAACUUGAAAAAGAAAGGGAGAUCUAGGAAGCGAAACAUUCGUUAACAGAAAUCAAUUAAGUGCUGUAGUUUGUAAGAUGUUAUUAAUUAUACUUCAAUUUACUGAUCCCAUAAAUAGUAUAGAAUAUAGAAGAAUAAAUGAAGAGUUACUCAAAGAGGGUAGAGAAAUUAAAAGAGUCAUGCAUUGUACUAAUAAUAUGCCAAUUCUUGAUUUAAAAUCAAGUUAUGGGUGACCUAAUUUUAUCUAAGUCUAAUUUAUGAAA